AUGGGUUUUCUCCAGAAAAUCGUCAAAAAUGACGCGAUGAAAGAGGACCCUCCAGAGAUUUAUGGUUGGAAAGUCUACUUCUUGGCUUUUUCGGCAUGCUUUGGCGGCAUGUUGUUCGGCGUCGACUCUGGUAUCAUUGGCGGUGUCCUUACCCUUCCUGAAUUCAUGGUCAAAUAUGGUCUGGAUACCGCAACCGAUAUUGAACGCGCCAACCUAUCAGCCAACAUUGUCUCUACACUACAGUGUGGUUGCUUUGCUGGUGCGCUUGUUGCUUCGUACGUCGCCGAUCGAUUGGGCAGACGCGUAGCUCUUCUCAUCGCUGCUGUCAUUGUCACCAUCGGUUGUAUCUUCCAAGCUGCUGCUGACGGCCACAUUGCUGUGAUGUACGUCGGCCGUCUAAUCGCCGGGUUCGGUGUGGGAAAAGCGUCUAUGGUCACACCUCUAUACAUCUCCGAGAAUGCGCCACGAGCCAUUCGUGGUGGCUUAACUGGUAUCUACCAGCUCUUCAUCGCGACCGGAACUAUGCUUGCAUUCUGGAUCAACUAUGGAGCGAACCGUCACCUUUCCGGUCACACCACCUACAUCGUGCCCUUGACUAUGCAAGCCCUGCCUGCUCUCUUGCUUUUUGGCUCAAUGUUCUACUGCAAGGAAUCACCAAGAUGGCUUGCACGCAAAGAUCGCUGGGACGAAGCCUCCGCUGUUCUGUCCGAUGUCAGAGCAUUACCUUCUUCUCAUCCAUACGUCCAGAUGGAACUUCGUGAGAUGCAAGAGCAGCUUGAUCACGAGAGAGCCUUGAUCGGUGGUGCUUCAUUCAAGGACCUGAUGAAAGAGAUGUGGACAAUUCCUGGAAACCGAAAGAGAGCCAUCAUCACUAUCUGUCUUAUGAUCACUCAACAGAUGACCGGCACCAACGCCAUCAAUUACUAUUCUCCGCAGAUAUUCCGCAAUCUCGGUUUAAGUUCUACAGAUGCUGGUUUGUUUGCUACUGGUAUCUAUGGUGUCGUCAAAAUGACCAUGUGCGCCUGUUUCCUGCUCUUCGCCGCCGACUCUCUUGGUCGUCGCAGAUCUCUGUUGUGGACCUCAAUUGCUAUGGGCUGCGCCAUGCUUUACGUCGGCCUCUAUGUUCGUAUCAAGCCCCCAGUUAAAGGCGCCGACAUUCCUGGAGCUGGUUAUAUGGCACUCGUCUGCAUCUAUCUUUUUGCCGGCUUCUUUCAAUGGGGAUGGGGUCCUGUUCCAUGGAUUUACAUCUCUGAGAUUCCGACCGCCAGACUGCGUGGUGUCAAUGUGGCUCUUGGUGCUGCAACUCAAUGGCUCUUCAAUCUUGUCGUCGCUCGUGCAGUGCCAAACAUGCUUGCUACAAUGGGUAAAGCAGGCUACGGGACAUUCCUCUUCUUUUCCGCCGCUUGCUUCCUUUCCUUCAUCUUCGCCUGGUUCUUUAUCCCCGAGACUAAGGGCCUUUCACUUGAGAAGAUGGAUGACCUCUUUGGCGUUACCGAAUUGGCCAAGAAGAUGGAUGAUGAUGAAGGUGGCCAUGACAUCACACCUGCCAAAGACUUCGAGGGUGAAAAGACACAACAUGUGGAGGUAUCACAGGUCAACAACAGCACCAAGCACUGA
Molecule: messenger RNA, 1617 nt
Organism: Aureobasidium subglaciale EXF-2481
Lineage: Eukaryota; Fungi; Ascomycota; Dothideomycetes; Dothideales; Saccotheciaceae
Exons: 8
Coding region: 1-1617 (538 amino acids)
Biological process (GO): carbohydrate transport; transmembrane transport
Cellular component (GO): membrane
Molecular function (GO): carbohydrate:proton symporter activity
Source: RefSeq, a predicted model, not a curated record